This is a messenger RNA of Moneuplotes crassus, 568 nucleotides long. NCBI's taxonomy places the organism in Eukaryota, Ciliophora, Spirotrichea, Euplotida, Euplotidae. The record is from the annotation of a GenBank genome assembly.
CCUCCCCUCCAACCCCCCUAAUCCCACUCCUCAACCCCCUGCCGAAGACCACUCACUUUCUUCCGAAUUCAACCAUUCCUUUAAAGAACCUUCCGAAAAUCCUCCACAGAACCAGACUUUAGUCACGAAGAAGGUGCUGAAGAAUAUGGUAGAGAAGAAGGAGAAAUUGGUAGAUAGAGGUGUAGAGAUGGAUGGAGUGGGGAAGACAGAUGGGAGGGAAGAAGAGAAGAAUGGGGGAGCAGGUGUGGGUUCAGGUGUUACAGAGAAGGGGACUAUGGGUGCCUUAUAUGCAAGAACUCAGAAGAAAGAAGAAUCUAAAGAUGAUCAAAAGCUUUUAAAGGAGAUUGAACAAUCUCAAAAUUGGGCUUCUAACUCUAUGAUAAUAUGUAAGCCAGGGAGAAACAGGUCAGAGACAAGAGGUGUUUCAAAAAGAAAACUCAUCAAAUCUUCGAAGAAGACUUAUAAACGCCCAAAUUCACAACAGAAAAAUAUUUACAAGCCAAAACAGAAGAGAUGGGACGUUUAGAUUAAAAGAGUGAUAAUUAUUUUCUCUUCAAUCUCGGUUCUU